GAAGCCCUGCACAUCUACACUCCAUUCAUAUUAUCCACAGAACCCUGGAUUUGGACUGCAAUCUGAUAGAAUUGAAGAAGCCAGCCAACUACAUAUGAUACGUACGACUUAAAAUAUGGAGCAAAAUCUCAUUCCUUUGCAGCUUAUGCCACAUCAGGAUGGUAUUUUAUCUUUGGAUGAGGAUUGGGCGGGUGUCACUGACAAAGGCCGAAGGAAAAAGAUGCAAGAUCGAUUGAAUCAGAGAAUCACGAGAAAGCGGAAACUUCUGAAUUCUAAAAUACAGAAAGAGCGGCAGUCACAACUCCAUAAUGGAAUUCCCGAUCUGAGUUCUACUCCGCUCCUACCGCAAUCUGACUUCUCGUGUGGUAGUCAUCAAGCCUCCGAAUUAUACAGAGCUACUGCACAACGAAUAUACCCACAGCAAAUUCUAUCAAAUAUAAAUUCAUCAAAUAUUGAAGAUAUCGACUCAAUACAAGCAUGUCGACCCGACUCCCCGGAAACACAAUCCUUCCUCUUACAUUUCUCCAUCCGCGCCUACCAGAAUUACCUCCAUCCAUCCCCGUCAUCGGAUAACGCAAUGGCAUUGAUCCAAUUUAAUACCACGAGAGCUUUCGUAGCCAACGCUCAAACUCUCGGUCUAACAACUUCCUCCAUGGCCCGAACAGCAUGCUCUCGAUUCUUUGUGAAUCCAACAGCAGGGCACACAUCUUUCACUCUUGAUCUAACCUCCUUGCCCGUAUCUCUUCAUCCGACACCUCUUCAGCGUGAGAUCCCUCAUCAUCCAUGGAUAGAUCUCUUACCCAUUCCUCAACUACGCGAUAACUUACUGCGGAGGAAUAAUCAAUUUGAUGAAGUAGAGCUAUGUCAAGAGAUGAGAGGGGUCAAGAGUGCGAAGUUGGGGAGAAAGAAUGGAAUAAUCGUUUGGCGAGAUCCAUGGGAUGAGAGCGGUUGGGAGCUUACUGAAACUUUUGCCAGAAAAUGGGCGUGGGUUGUCAGAGGCUGUGAGGGAUUAUUUAGGUCGACUGAUUAUUGGAGGAGCCUGAGGGAGGAAAGACCACUCUUUUUGAUGACCGGGAAUAUGAGGGAAGAGUAUUGUGGGUUAGCCGAAGAAGUCUUUUGAUCCGUGUGGGAGAUGCUGAUCUCACUGCAGGAGGGGUUCUUUUCGGGAUGAGUGUCUUGAGAUGGUAUAGCGUGAUUUUAAGUGAUCGUGUUUGAAGACCUUGCUACAUAUUCUUACCAACUACCGUCAGCGAUAAAUCUAUCUGUGAACAUGCUUGAUCUUUUCAUUCUGUUUCAUAAGGCUCCGCCUGAUACUGCAGCGCUAGAUAAUGUGGUAUACUCCUUGAGGUAUUCAGAGUAUUCACUAAUACAUUCAUUUAUUAUUAAUAAAUAUUCUUCUA
Molecule: messenger RNA, 1400 nt
Organism: Botrytis cinerea B05.10
Lineage: Eukaryota; Fungi; Ascomycota; Leotiomycetes; Helotiales; Sclerotiniaceae
Exons: 2
Coding region: 116-1120 (334 amino acids)
Source: RefSeq, a predicted model, not a curated record